AGCGGCCUCUCCUUCAGGCUGGCUUUUUUCUUCUCUGUGACCUGACGUUCGCUGCCACGGCAACCUCUUCUCCGGCGCCUGCUCCCUGCAGCUGCAGCCCAGCGAGCGCUGUGCUCCCCCAUGCCGUCGAAGCUCUUUCCGGUUCCCCCUGUUACGGUUCGCAAUUACAUAGAGAGGUUGAAUAUGGAUUCAUUGUAUGCUUCCCAGUUGUGACAAUAAUGGCUGAAAUGAAUAUGCUAUGGCGUGCUCAACAACUCCAGUAAAGUAUCGUAGAGAAUCAUCUUGAACUAUGGACAAAACACGCAAGCGGAAGGCUGCUCAUACAGGGAGACCCCCCAAUGAGCAAUUGACGAAUAAUGAUUCAUCCAUACCGGCUUCUCAGUUAGGAAGCUUCAUUUCAGAAUCUCUCCUUCCAUCACAGAGAGUGGUCAGACAACGAACCCUGCUAUCUUCAGAUUUGCCACGGCCAGAGUCAUCUACUGCUGCUGAAACACGUAAGAAACGUAAGGCCGCUAUAGCUUCUGGAAGACAGGAAGAGAAUUCAGAGCCUCCUCUUCAUAACCGACACCGCCGUAAGUUGUUAAAGGAAUUGUUCCCUAAGAGGACAUUCAGGUCCUAUCUCAGACUGCUGCUAUAUGAAGCUGCUAAUACUGCAAUCAAAGAAACACCGGCGAAACACACAUACAAAUAUCUGGCACUGUUUUCGCACCCCUUUAUUUGGGAAGUCAGAAUCAAACAUGCUCAUAUUGUGGUGCUCGCUUUUGGGCUGAGGAACGAGUACGUGGACAUGGACGGACAACUUCUCCAGUAUAUAACAAAUGCUGCAGAGGAGGAAGCAUUCUACUACCUCCUUACAAGCCACCUCCGGAGCCCUUACUUGGCCUUCUGACAGGAAAGGAUCCUGCACUAUCAAGACAUUUCUUUGAUAACAUCAGACGAUACAAUUCUAUGUUUGCCAUGACUUCUAUGGGCGUCAAUGUCAUAAAUUCUAUCAACGAUGCCCGUGGCCCUUAUGUCUUCAAAAUUAGCGGCCAACUAUGUCAUCGAAUAGGAUCACUAAUUCCAAACGAUGAAGCAAGACCUGAGUAUUGCAAGUUAUAUAUCUUUGACACUGAUAAUGAGGUUAGAAACAGAAUAGCUGUUGCAACAACCUCAAACAGUGACUUCCAACCAAACGAAGCUAUUGUUGCUUCCUUGAUAACCAUGCUUGAUACACACAACUCAGUUGUGCAAGUUUUUCGAACUGCCCGUGAUAGGCUAUCUAUGCAGCCAAACAACCAAUCUGGUGAA
Messenger RNA from Panicum virgatum (switchgrass), 1290 nucleotides. RefSeq lists its product as uncharacterized. Lineage: Eukaryota; Viridiplantae; Streptophyta; Magnoliopsida; Poales; Poaceae. The record is from RefSeq and is a predicted model, not a curated record. The transcript is spliced from 8 exons. Bases 290 to 889 code for a protein of 199 amino acids.